Messenger RNA from Owenia fusiformis, 692 nucleotides. Lineage: Eukaryota; Metazoa; Annelida; Polychaeta; Sabellida; Oweniidae. The record is from the annotation of a GenBank genome assembly.
ACUAUGUAAAGUGCAUGACUGCUCCUGCACGUAAUACUGAACCAAAAACUAUCAAUCUUUUUAGUCUUGCAAUAGUGGUAGAAAUGGCACCAUCUGAUACAUACGGAAUAAAAAUAGAGGCAGAUGGGCUUUUUGGACUGGAUAAUCUUCAAUUUCAAUGCGAUGAAAACCAACAUCAAUGUGUUGCAAGUGAAUGCCCGACCCAUCACACAAAACUGGGCUCUAGGUGUUCAAUCGUAGACAAUGUCAUUGUCCAAGUGAUCCUUGUGUGUAUGCUGAACUACAAUAGUUCCUAUACUGACAAGAUUUAUAAAGAUAACAAUAACAACAAUAAAAAUAAUGUUUUGAAGGGUAUUAUUGAAGAAAAUUUCAAUCCUGUUGGCUACAUCUAUAAAGAAUAUAGUCAUUGGGAUAGUUUUAUUUCCACUUACAAAGAAAAAUUUAAAUUCAACAUUACUGCCCCAAGCGACGUCAUGGUUGCUUCUCUAGAAAUGGGCUUACUAAAGCAGCGGGACAGUUUGAUAGCUCAACUAGAACAAUUUUACACAAAAGUAAGUGUAGACAUGACAUACGAGGUCAUCAAACUUGGCUCUAAUGACAUGAUCACCCAAGCUGUAGCCAGUGAUCAAAAUCAUCUCCAAGCGUGUUGGGUAAUAUUAGUCACCUUUUUAACAUUUAGAGUAAUUUUUGUG